AUGAAGCAAUCAAAAUUCAAGAGGAUUUGUGUUUUCUGUGGAAGUAGUCCAGGAAAGAAGGGUAGUUAUAAGGAUGCUGCUUUAGAGCUGGGGAAGGAACUGGUAUCAAGGAAAAUAGACCUAGUUUACGGAGGAGGGAGCAUUGGUUUGAUGGGUUUGGUCUCUCAAGCUGUUUACAGUGGUGGUCGCCAUGUCAUUGGGGUAAUUCCCAAGACACUCAUGCCUAGAGAGAUAACUGGUGAAACAGUGGGAGAAGUGAAGGCAGUUGCAGAUAUGCACCAGAGGAAGGCAGAGAUGGCUAGACAUUCAGAUGCCUUUAUUGCCUUACCUGGUGGUUAUGGGACUCUUGAAGAGCUUCUUGAAGUGAUAGCAUGGGCUCAACUUGGCAUCCAUGAUAAACCGGUGGGAUUGUUGAACGUGGACGGGUACUACAACUCGUUGCUGUCCUUUAUUGACAAAGCUGUAGAGGAAGGUUUCAUAAGCCCGAAUGCACGCCAUAUCAUUGUAUCAGCCCCUACAGCAAGGGAGCUAGUGAAGAAAUUGGAGGUGUACAUUCCAAGCCAUGAAAGAGUUGCUUCAAAGUUGAACUGGGAAAUGGAACAAUUAGGCUACUCCUCAAAAAACGAUAUCUCAAGGUAGAAAAUCAUAUAGAGAGUACUUCAAGAGAGACACAAAGGAGGGGAUGGUGCCUUGAGGAGAAAGGGCGAGAAAGUGGGGGGGCUAAUUGUAGAAGACCGCAAAUUUUCAUGAGUAGAAGAGUUAUUUUCUCUUUUUUCUUUUGUGCAUUGGCCUCGGUGAAUGAACUGAUGAAGCUUUGUGAAAAUUUCGUUGUUUUGGAAAAUUUGUUCCUCUAAACCAAAAGAAACCCCCAAGAGAAGUUGGAAAUUUUGCAGUGCGUUGAAUU
Messenger RNA from Ilex paraguariensis (yerba mate), 904 nucleotides. Lineage: Eukaryota; Viridiplantae; Streptophyta; Magnoliopsida; Aquifoliales; Aquifoliaceae. The record is from the annotation of a GenBank genome assembly.